CAACUACGUUAACAAGUUGCUGCAUAAAAAAGUGUCACCAUCACCAAGUAUCAGCUUGAAAAUGUUACCUUUAUUGUUAUGUCUUUUUUUGAUGAUUAUUUCUGGUAAUUCAGCGUCAAUUACUUCAUUGAUGGACUUACCGUUGAAUCUACCAAGGGGUAAUUACAUUAUUCAUGCAACGUUAAAAGACUUGGGCAAUGGAGAUAGAUACUUUAUGCAAGAGUUUAUUUCAUCGACAUCAACAAUUAACGGAAUGAUUGUAGUUGAUUCACCUAAAAAUACAUUCAAUGUUUAUUACAAUAUGAAGGACGGAAACGGGAAGGACAGUAAUGAGCGUCAAGUGAUUAUGGGUAUCGAUUGUUAUUUAUACAAAUUGUCGAGCUCUCAACUCUUACCUGGGAUCAAUAAGCGAUUGACGAGUUUGUUAGUAGCCAUGGGACCAUCGAUACUUUAUCGUCUCGGACAUAAUUCACUAAUUUGGGAAAAGAGUGCGGAUAAAAAUGUGAGAGGCACAAUGAUGAAAAGUUUCAAAACCAAUAUCAACUAUAAAUUGAAUAUCACUUAUUAUUACAAAUCUAACUUGGAUAAAGAAUCAGGUCUACAAGCACCGAGUCGAAUUGCUUUCAGUGGGAGUAACCCAUCUGAAGCAUAUUCAACGAAAGAAAAUCUAAUUUUGGAUAUUUACUUACAAGAGAUGGACGCGACUAAAGAUUUAUCGAAAAUUGUCAACGUAAGAUAA
Panonychus citri (citrus red mite) is the source of this 739-nucleotide messenger RNA. RefSeq lists its product as uncharacterized. The coding region runs from base 62 to 739 and encodes 225 amino acids. The transcript is spliced from 6 exons. The record is from RefSeq and is a predicted model, not a curated record. Lineage: Eukaryota; Metazoa; Arthropoda; Arachnida; Trombidiformes; Tetranychidae.